Aspergillus fumigatus Af293 is the source of this 366-nucleotide messenger RNA. RefSeq lists its product as uncharacterized. Lineage: Eukaryota; Fungi; Ascomycota; Eurotiomycetes; Eurotiales; Aspergillaceae. The transcript is spliced from 3 exons. The record is from RefSeq and is a predicted model, not a curated record. Bases 1 to 366 code for a protein of 121 amino acids.
AUGACCGCUGACACAUGCGAUGGCUGCUGUGGUCGAUACGAUGGCAGGAGGGGGGAGAGAUAUAAAGGGAUCCCUCCCGCGAGUCUCGCUGUGUUGACGCCUCUUGAACAAGGAGAAGCAGCAAUUGAUCUAGUCAAAAUGGCAGAACUCUCCAAAGAAGUAGUCAUCCUUAUCGUCAUCGUCGGCUGCGUGGUUUGCGUUCUGAUCGGCUACUCUAUCCAUUAUAUCUUCACGAACGGCUUCCAAGACGACCCAAGGGAAAAGGAAAUGACGUACGAGCAGAAGGAGUAUAUGCGGGACUUGCGGUUGAAGAAUAUGGAGGCGCUGGCUAGGCAGGCUGGAGUGACGAUCCCGAGGGAUCCUUGA